ACUAGCUCCGGAUCAAACCCGGAACCGACAUAUAUAUUUGACAUAUAUCCGUUUGGUUUGCUUAUGUUGCUGUAGCCAAUGAAUAGACCAAGCAUUCUACGGAGAAGACUGACAAUGCACAUUCUCCAUAUUUGGCAGUAAGAAUAACCCACACUAGCUGCCAAAUAAUCAGUACUGUGUGACAUUGCGGUUUUUCUUCGUAAAAUUACAUGAGAUGAAACUAGUACGCGUUAUUUUAUAUUUUUAAAGUGGUCUGAAAGUUACCCACGCGAAGCAGCUUCCGACUGUAAGUACUCCAGCAUUCGCCACAGAGGGGGACAAUCUCACCCUUUCUUGCCUGGACCAUGAGCAAUGAGUCAACCUUGGUGAAAAACCUAACUGACAACGCCGCUGACCUCCCGCAUGGCUCUGGCAAGCAGGAUGGCUACGUCCUCCUGCUGGUGCUGCUCUGCGUCUUUGUGGGGGGGACGCUGGUGUUGCUGUCUGUCCUACUGAUCCUGUGCCGUCGCUGCUGUGAGGGGGAGCGUCGUUAUUCGAGGGCCAGUGAUGAUCCUGAGAAGACCAACACCACCUAUGUGGAGGAAUACCAGCCGGUUCCAGAGAUCACCAUCCGGGUGGACGAGGAGGACUGCCUGUCCUCCUCCAGCGGGCAGGACGUGAAGACGGAGAGCUUUCUGUCCACAGGAUCAACGGGCCGUCGCGUCUCAUUCAACGAGUCAGCUCUCUUCAACCAUGGCAGGAGAGCGCAGGAGAAAGGCCGCAGGUACACACUCACCGAGGGAGACUUUCAUCACCUGAAGAAUGCCCGCCUCACUAAUCUCCACCUGCCCCCGCCUGCGCUGAAGAUCCUCACCAUCCCCGAGUCCCCCGAACAGCUUUCCUCCAAACCCAAACUCUCCAUCUUCCAGCCCCCGGUGCGUGUGCCGCCCCAGACCGCCAUUGCGAAGGUGGGCCUCGGCACGUGUUCCGGCCUCCCGGGGGAUGCCUUAAACUCCACUGCGGAUGCUGACUUUGACGAGAGCUUCCCCAUUCCCGACCUCCGACUGCCCCAUUCCCGCUCAAUUGACAACAUGGAAGCACAGGGGUGGAAUGGGAGCAGUCCGGGGAUUGGCGUCACUGCUGAUGGAACAACAGGCACCAUGGCAACUGCAGUAUCUAGCCAAGGCACCGUGCUGCAGAUCUUCACCAAGCUGCGGCGCCAUGCCAGCCUGGAGGGCAUCAGUCCCUACUUCAGGAUCAAGAAGUGGAAGUUUGACAGCAUCCAGCGAGCCUCCAGCCUGGACAUGCGAGGAUCCCCCAAGAGACACCAAUUCCAGCGCCAGCGAGCAGCUAGCGAGAGCACAGACCAGGACGAACACAGUUUACCCCACCUGGAUUUCAUCCAGAACAUCGCCCGCAUCCAGGACCGGGCCCCGCCCUCCACGCUAUCACCUUCCCUCGGCAGGUUAGAGGCGGAGGAGGUGGCCGCGGCCAGUAGCAACGGGGAGGCAGGACUGAAAGCGGGGUCAUCGGAGUCCCAGGAAGAGGAGGAGCUGCUUUCCGGGGUGGGGCCAUCACAUGGCUGCCAGGAGAGCACCGAGCACCUGGCACUGUACCGCGACAUCUGGACCCUGCGCGCCUCCCUGGAGCAGUACGCCUCCUCUGAGCAAAGCAGCAACAAUGACAGGGAUUCGGUCCGCAGCGACGCCGGCAGCGUGAGUUCGCUGGGGGGAGGAGCCGCUGGAGGGGCUCUGCCCAGCUAUCCCUCGCAGGACACCGGGGAUGAGCUGGAGGUGGAGCUGCCCAUGGAUGUGGGUAGGAGGGACAGGGGCCGGGUCAAGCAGGACAGCGUAGACUCGGAGCGAGGCAGCGAUAGCGAGGCGGCGAAUCGCAAGCUGCUGCAAAUGGACAGUGGCUACGCCUCCAUCGAGGCCCCCUCGCGCGCCCCGGAGGACACGCGGCUGUUUACGCCCCCUGGUGGCGGCAAGGGCAAAACGGCGUCAGAGAAGCGGCACUUCUUCACCAGCUCGGGUCGCAAAGUCAGUGUGUGCGAGAGCGUGGAGCUGCGUCUCUCUGAGGAGGAGCUGGAGGACGAGGCCGUAGCCAGGGCCACCCCAGGGGGGUGCAGCCCGGCCCACUGGUCCCCCUACGGGGAGCUGUUCGGCCCUCAGGACUCAAGCCCGCUGCCUCGCUUCCGUCGGCGGGAUUAUAGCAUCGAUGAGAAGACGGACGCACUCUUCAACGAGUUCCUGCGGCACGACCCCCAGUUUGACCAGCAGGAGUCGCCGGUGAGACAGAAGCACCGCUCCCGCGUGCACCUGCGCAAGCAGUGGCAGCGGACUAAGCAGUACAGCGACCCCGGCAUGCGGCUCCCCACACUGGGCAUGGAGAGGCAGCGCGGCGGGCUGCGCCGGGGUGAUAGCGCCACCUACCCACUGGACGUGCGUUACCACAGCACGCUCUCGCGGAUUGUGAGCACGGCCGACGAGGAAGGCGGUGAGGGAACCAGCGAGACACCCAGCGUGGAGACCCAAGAGGAAAGGUCAAAGGUCAGCCCUGAUGCUGGUGGAGGAGGAGCCUCCCCUCCUCCAGCAUCAGAGCAGGGCGAGCCCCCCAGGCCCGGCAGCCCCGGCGCUGGCUAUGGCCCGCAGAUGAUUGUGGCCGAGUUGACAGAUAAGCUGGCCCUGGGGCUAGAUGAUCGGCUGUAUAAGGCCCUCCAGGUGCCCAAAGGUAGCUCUGAGUGCAUAGCUACUGCCGUCUCUGUGUCCCCUGACCACAGCCCAGUGUAGCUCCCAGCAAUGCCUUCCAGACCUUUCUUAGUAUUACUAUAUGUAACACUUUUAUCCAGAGCAACUUACAAUAGAGGGAAGGGUUCAAAUUUAUGUUUGCUCAAUGGGAUUUGAACCCACAACCUUCCCCAUAGAUCAGCUACAAUCUGUACGGGGGGAAAAGUAUAAAAAGCCAAUAGGUCUGUAUAUAUAUACAUUUAGUCCCUCCCCUGUCUGUGAUUCAGCAGCUGAAUCCUCCAACACAGAGGACCACACCUGGUCCUCAGAGCUGGAUCUCGUUUCGGUCAAGCUGCAGUACAGCUACCGCCCUGAGAUGGGGUGUUAUGCUGGAAGGGCCUCUCCACUGCACUGAUGACGCCACUGUGAAUCCUGGUUCUUCUUGUCCUUAGUCUUACACCCGUGGCCCUGUGUCACAAAGGUCAUUGGUCCGUAUUGCUGCUGCGUGUUGACGUUUAGGUUCGUAGACAAUGACAAAAUCCUAUAAAAAUAGGGUAAUGUUUUAAUUUGCCGUUCGUUUGUGUUACUUUCCCUGUAUGGCAAAUACUUUCUGAUUCCCCCCCCCCCCCCGAUUGCUCUUUCAGUCGGGACAGCGAAAUGACAUCAAGCCUAAGGAGUUCCUACUUAAGCAUCCAUAAAGGGAUAUAUGUGAUUUAAUUUGAUCUAGAAUUUAUGAACUCCACACGUACGCACCGGUGUCUGAUGAGUGAUGCGUUGUGCUUUACACGUGUAUAUGACGUUUGAUACAUCCAAGAACCCCUCUAGUUCACAAUGAAGAAAUGAGAUAAGGGUUUAUAUAUGGUUACCUCUGGAGUCUUUUAGCAUGAAGCUGUCAUUCAUGUUUGCUUGAAGUUUGCCUUUCGUUUAGAGCAGAAUGUAGAGGACCGGUGUCAUUAUGAGUCUUCGCAAGUUACUCUGUAUGCAGGUGGGGUGCCGUACCUCCCAGCCAGCCCGAGAUAGACGGCCAUGAGUGAUACCUACGCGUGCGAUCAUUCCCCGGUGCAAAUGACCAAAUACGUAUCUAGGUAUGUCUGUUUAGAACCUGACGUAAAGGGAUUAUGAUAACCGACAGCAGCAUAGAUCAUAUAUGUACGUUUUAGGGUUAAGCAUAAAAGGCAUCUUUUUAUUGAGUCAAAUAUCACAAGAAAAUACCUCCUUGUUUUGUCUCUGCUGAUAUAUGUCGAGAUACAGAUAGUAUAUAAACAUCGGUCAUCGUAAAACAUGUAGCCUGUCCGACAUCCGAAACAUUACUGUGCAAGUCUGCAUGUGACAGAGUGAAGAGUUUUAGCACAACCUACCAAGACACCAUUAGAUACCAUUUUUUAUUUAGAUUUUUGUAUUGCAAUGAAACUAGACAGAUAGUCUUGGCACUGUAAGACUUUAACAAACCAUACGUGAAAGUUCAUGGUGGCUAAAGCCAUUUUUGUGCAUUAUAUUUUGACUGUGAAAAACAUUUUCUGAAUUCCUCCCAGAUUUGUCGAGGGACCAACUAACGUUAAUUUGUUAGAAACUUUGUAUUUGAUUUGUCAAUAAACAUAUUAAGCAUCA
Molecule: messenger RNA, 4313 nt
Organism: Brienomyrus brachyistius
Lineage: Eukaryota; Metazoa; Chordata; Actinopteri; Osteoglossiformes; Mormyridae
Product: voltage-dependent calcium channel beta subunit-associated regulatory protein-like
Exons: 10
Coding region: 345-2768 (807 amino acids)
Biological process (GO): negative regulation of voltage-gated calcium channel activity; negative regulation of calcium ion-dependent exocytosis
Cellular component (GO): plasma membrane; secretory granule
Molecular function (GO): transmembrane transporter binding
Source: RefSeq, a predicted model, not a curated record